Corythoichthys intestinalis (scribbled pipefish) is the source of this 691-nucleotide messenger RNA. Its product is annotated as transcription factor 7-like 1-A. Gene Ontology annotation, biological process: regulation of transcription by RNA polymerase II; canonical Wnt signaling pathway. The coding region runs from base 49 to 600 and encodes 183 amino acids. Lineage: Eukaryota; Metazoa; Chordata; Actinopteri; Syngnathiformes; Syngnathidae. Gene Ontology annotation, cellular component: beta-catenin-TCF complex; chromatin. The transcript is spliced from 4 exons. The record is from RefSeq and is a predicted model, not a curated record. Gene Ontology annotation, molecular function: RNA polymerase II cis-regulatory region sequence-specific DNA binding; DNA-binding transcription factor activity, RNA polymerase II-specific.
UUGGUCCAGGAGACAAAGGACUAUGUGAAAAAGCCACUGAAUGCGUUCAUGAUCUACGCGAAGGAGCAGCGUCCCGCGUUGAAAGAGUUGCAUGCCAACCAUGACAGUGCCAGCAUUAAUAAACUUUUAGGACAGAUGUGGAAAACCCUGCCUUUUAGUGACAGAGAAAAAUAUUUGGAGGAGCAGAAGCGCUUGGACCAGGAGCACGCAGCAAAAUAUCCCAACUGGUCAGCCAGCGACAACUAUGGCAAAAGAAAGAGGAGAAAGUGUUCCCUGGCAUCACGAUGUACGAGCCAACUCCCCGCUGCCUCUACGGUCGCCGCAUCUCUGAGCGAUGCGUCUCCAGACGCUGCCUAUUGGGUCGCCUACUAUCCGGUUGCUGCAUCUCCACUUUCUGCCUAUCCUUUCGCCGCUGCUCCGGUCAUCGACUAUCCGGUUGCUGUGGCCCCUGCUCCAGUUGUCGCCCCCGUCACCCAUUCGCCACCCUCCUCUCCUGACGGGACAGCAGAGCUCAGCCUUGAGCAGGAAUUCAAUGAAUUUUUAUUACAGCUGGCAAAUCAGCCCGUCGAUCAAUGGCCAGACGAUCUCUUAAAUUUGUAAAUAGUGUAUAUUAUAAAAUGUUUUCUUUGUCCUUUUUAGUGUUGUUUUGAUCUUUUUUUAUGUAAAUAGUUUAUAUUUUAAAAUGUUAUAU